AUGACAAGCACGAGUUUAUCCUAUACAGAACUCAAGUGUCUCUCAGCUGCAUGUAAUAAACUAUGGGAUCUCGAUACGAAUCGAUUAGAGCCAAAUGUUCAUUAUGAGCUUAAUCUACAGGAAGGAAAGAAUGCUUUUGCUCAUGGUGACGUUGCACGUGAUGCAUUGUUUACCUUUGUUGAUCCGUGUAUAUUUGAACGUAAGACUUACCAAUUAUUGUUUCAUUUACUGGACAAUUACGAGCGUGAGACGGGUGUAACCGAGAGAGUCACACCAAAAGAACUUUUGGAGAAUAAUACGUUCUUGAAUGCAGUGAUUGAGACGCCACCCAUGCGUUAUGCACAUGCAUGGUUGCUAAAGAAUAGAAAGGUGACAGGAGAUCUUCAAGACUUUAAGAAAAAGCUUGAAUUGAUUUGGUUUGGAAUGUAUCGACGUGAAGUCCGCAAUGAUUCAUCAGGGUUUGAACAUGUUUUUGUGGGAGAAGAAAAGAAUGGCAAGAUAUGUGGCUGUCACAAUUGGUUACAAGUGUACAAUGAAGAACGCAAUGGCCGCAUUAACUAUAAGGGCUAUAUCCGUCCUCGACAGCGUGGAUGCAAGUUUGUAGAGCCGCAUAAUAAGGAGCAGCUUGUUACUUUUCAGUUUCAGUGGGAAGAUGAAACGAAGCUCGUGUCGACAAGCUUGAUUGGAGUAAGUCCAGAGUUUGAAAUGGCCCUGUACACGAUGUGCUUCCUCAAUGGACAAGAGAACAACCACGUGCAGCUUGGGCCUUAUUUGUGCAACAUCAAGUGUUUCAGCUUUGGCCAUGGUAAGGACACAAAGAUUGGUACGGCCUUCCCAGAGGCACUGCCACUAACGGAGGCGCAGGCCGCGACCAAGAUCCAGUCCAUUUUGCGUGGCAACCACGCGCGCGUCCAAAACCCACACGUUCGUCGUCAGCCACCGCCUCCUCCUCCUGGUCCAGCUUGGGGCCCACCGCCUGGAGGUGCUGCCAUCCCAGUCCCACAGCCUAGCGGUGCCCACUCAGCUGGAAAUGCGUGGGCUAAGCCUCUUUCUCAGCGUGGCCCACCGACAGCGGCACCAGGUGGCUCGAAGCCCGACGAUGCAUGGGCCCAGCCGCGUAAAUGGUAG
Molecule: messenger RNA, 1128 nt
Organism: Peronospora belbahrii
Lineage: Eukaryota; Oomycota; Peronosporomycetes; Peronosporales; Peronosporaceae
Source: the annotation of a GenBank genome assembly